Messenger RNA from Nipponia nippon (crested ibis), 1335 nucleotides. It is a transcript of the gene SELE, whose product is annotated as selectin E. The record is from RefSeq and is a predicted model, not a curated record. NCBI's taxonomy places the organism in Eukaryota, Metazoa, Chordata, Aves, Pelecaniformes, Threskiornithidae. Gene Ontology annotation, cellular component: membrane. Gene Ontology annotation, biological process: cell adhesion.
AUGACUUGCUUGUGGUUCCUAUCUCUUCUUGCUUAUGGACUUACAAUACUGCAGGGGGUGAAUUGUUGGACAUACCAUUAUUCAGACACAAACAUGACCUACAAGGAAGCAGAGCUGUGGUGCAAAAAGAGGUAUACUAACAUGGUUGCCAUUCAGAAUAAGGAGGAAAUCAACUAUCUCAAUAACUUCUUACCCUUCAAUCCGGGUUACUACUGGAUUGGAAUCAGAAAAAUUAAUGAGGUAUGGACCUGGAUUGGAACUAACAAAGAACUGACAGAAGAGGCAAAAAACUGGGCUUCAGGUGAGCCAAAUGGCAAAGGGAACAACGAGGACUGCGUUGAAAUCUACAUCAAAAGAGGAAAGGACGAUGGCAAAUGGAAUGAUGAGCAGUGUGAGAAAAAGAAGGUCGCCUUGUGCUACACAGCUUCUUGCAACCCAUCUCUCUGCAGUGGCCGAGGAGAAUGCAUAGAGACUAUUAACAAUCACACCUGCCGUUGUAACCCUGGAUUCUAUGGGCCUGAAUGUGAAUUUGUUGAGAGUUGUGAUCCACUAAAGAAACCUGAUCAUGGGAGCCUCAAGUGCAACCAUCCAUUGGAGAACUUCAGCUACAACUCAUCCUGCACAGUUCAGUGUGAGGAAGGCUAUGAACUGACUGCAUUGGAAUCUGUAUACUGUACCUCUUCUGGGGUCUGGUCUGCCCCCCUUGCGGCAUGCAAAGCUGUGACCUGUCCUGCCUUAGAAAUGCCUGCUCAUGGUGCUGUGAACUGCUCCCAUCCCUCUGUGGAGCUCACCUGGGGUACCACCUGUGAGUUCACCUGUGAGGAAGGAUUUACCCUGACAGGACCAGCCACACUGCAGUGUGGGUCUUCUGGGGCUUGGGACAGGCAGCAGCCAUCCUGUGCAGCUGUGAGGUGUGAGGCUGUAACCUGGCCAGAAGAAGGCUUUGUGACCUGUGACCACGCUCCUGCAGAUCUCGCCUAUCGCUCACAUUGUGAUUUCCGCUGCAGCGAGGGCUAUGUUCUGGAUGGCCCAUCCAGCAUUGAGUGCACGGCGCAGGGACAGUGGUCAGAGCCAGUGCCAAAAUGCAAAGCUGUGACCUGUCCUGCCUUAGAAAUGCCUGCUCAUGGUGCUGUGAACUGCUCCCAUCCCUCUGUGGAGCUCACCUGGGGUACCACCUGUGAGUUCACCUGUGAGGAAGGAUUUACCCUGACAGGACCAGCCACACUGCAGUGUGGGUCUUCUGGGGCUUGGGACAGGCAGCAGCCAUCCUGUGCAGGUACCUCUCCUUAUCCCUGCUCACCCGAGCACUUGGGGUUGUCAGCAUUGGCAUGUUGA